AUGCAGAACCGACAAGAAAUGAGAUGUGGUAAUGAAGAGGAGAAAGAGGCCCCUUUGAUGGCGCUGAAUCAUGUUUCUAGGGUUUGUCGAUCGGUGGAGGAGUCUGUUGAAUUCUACACAAAGGUUCUUGGGUUCGUGCUGAUCAAGCGGCCCGAGUCCUUCCAUUUCGAUGGCGCCUGGCUCUUCAACUACGGCAUCGGCAUCCACUUGGUGCAGUCCAAGGACGAGGACAAGCUUCCCCGAGAUAAGGACCGUCUCGAUCCCAUGGAUAACCAUAUCUCUUUUCAGAUAGUGGUGUUUUAG
This is a messenger RNA of Salvia hispanica, 303 nucleotides long. The record is from RefSeq and is a predicted model, not a curated record. NCBI's taxonomy places the organism in Eukaryota, Viridiplantae, Streptophyta, Magnoliopsida, Lamiales, Lamiaceae.